AUGCUAAUGGUUCUGUGUCAUAGCUUGGAAAAUAUUCAAGAUGGUCCAGUGCUGCGUGAAAAAGUUGAAAGACUAUUGCUUGGAGUACGUAGUGAUUCACGAGCAGCUCGCGAUCUCUAUCAGCAAUUUGAAGAGCAUUCUCGUAGUCAUAUGGUUGAUUGCACAUGUGUAGAAGAUAUACGAGAAGAUGCUAUUAGAAGAUGUGAACAGUUAGCUGAAGGACGUCGAGAUCAUUAUACAUUAAAAGAUCUGAUAACUCAUCUUGUCUUAUCGCGUGGAUUAACAAAUAGCACAUUUGAGCUUUGUAUGGAUGAAUUUCAAAGAGAAUUUGAUUAUUUUUAUGAAGAAGGUAUGGAUCAUGUAGAAGGUAUCCUUACACUUAUUGAUUUAACCAAAGAUGAUACCCUUAAACUUGAUCGUGUACGUAGCCAAUUAAGAAUACGUUUUUAA
Messenger RNA from Auanema sp. JU1783, 450 nucleotides. The record is from the annotation of a GenBank genome assembly. NCBI's taxonomy places the organism in Eukaryota, Metazoa, Nematoda, Chromadorea, Rhabditida, Rhabditidae.